Messenger RNA from Esox lucius (northern pike), 1892 nucleotides. RefSeq names its product mitochondrial calcium uptake 2 (gene micu2). The coding region runs from base 61 to 1317 and encodes 418 amino acids. Gene Ontology annotation, biological process: calcium import into the mitochondrion; mitochondrial calcium ion homeostasis. The transcript is spliced from 12 exons. Gene Ontology annotation, cellular component: uniplex complex. The record is from RefSeq and is a predicted model, not a curated record. NCBI's taxonomy places the organism in Eukaryota, Metazoa, Chordata, Actinopteri, Esociformes, Esocidae. Gene Ontology annotation, molecular function: calcium ion binding.
UGAGUUUCAGUCAGGGCGUAAAUACCCAACGAGAGGGUGUAACCCAGAAGUUUUCGAAAAAUGGCCAGCUGGGUGAAGGUUACUGGAGUUUUGAGGAACUUUUUGACGAGAACUUCGUCGUACAGAACGCUACGUCGUGCCCUUGGAACUGGUAUUUUGGGGUCUCUCGCUGGAGGCGGACUGAUAUAUUAUCACCAUGAAUCGCUGAAGAGGUUGUUGCGCUUUACGGUUUAUGCCGACGAGGAAAAGGUGCUUCCAACAUCCCAGCAGUCUGCCAGACGGAUGCGCUUCAACCAGUUUGCCUCCUUGAUUUACGAUGAGGACAUCUACAUGACACCAAGGGAUUUCCUGUUCUCAGUCAUGCUGGAUAACGUUGACAGAAAAUUACAGAAGAGAGCUUUAAACAAAAAGGAUGUGGAUAAAAUGCUGGAUUUUGCCUCACGGGCCCAGGCAAGCAACAAUCUGUUCAGACACUUCGGAGAUGAGGGUCUGUUAUCCUACAUUGAGUACUUGUUCCUGUUGACCAUUCUGACGAAGCCAGACACCGGAUUUCAUAUUGCUUUUAAAAUGCUUGAUAUUGAUGGCAAUGAACAGGUGGAUAGAAAAGAGUUUAUGAAGCUCAACAAAAUCUUUGGGAAAAUAAAAGAGAGCAUGACCAAUGAAGGUGCCACAGACAUGAAACCUACAACAGAGAGGGAUGGUGUGAGUACUACACUGCAGGCCUUUUUUUUUGGCAAGAGUGGUGUAAAUAAGCUUCAGUACAAGGAAUUUUGCAGGUUCAUGGAGGACCUGCAGGCUGAAGUACAGGAGAUGGAGUUCUUGCAGUUCUCCAAAGGAAUGGACACCAUGAGGCGGGAGGAUUUUGCGGAGUGGCUGCUGCACUACACCAAUGAGGAAGCCAAUGAGGCCUACUGGGAGAACCUGAGGAAGAGGAUCCCUACAGGCCAGAGCAUUACAUUUGACGAGUUCAAAGAAUUCUGUCUCUUUGCCAACAACUUGGAAGACUUUGCCUUCUCUGUGAAAAUGAUAAAUGAAGCCAACCAACCUAUUGGAAUGGUCCAGUUUAAGCGUGCUGUGAAGAUUGCCACAGGGCAUGACCUCUCGGAGAAUGUGCUGGACACUGUGUUUAAGAUAUUUGAUCUAGACGGCGAUAACUGCUUGAGUCACAAAGAGUUUCUAGGAGUAAUGGAGGACCGAGUACUUCGUGGUUUGAAGGUGCAGCCUCAGCGUGGCCUCACAGGUUACUGGAAAUGUGUGAAGAGGGAGACACUAAAGGGAGCUCAAGAGGCGCUCCGGGAAACAGGAAGCCCUUUCUGAGGCACUACACCAUUGGAUUAAGUGUUCACUGGGUUGAUUUCACUGUAAAGCAUUGAUGGCAGACCAAUAGAUGCCAAUUAAUACAUUAUAUUUGCUGACAGAAUAUAAACUAGAUCCAAUUAGGGAUCCAAAUCAAUGAGCGAUUUAUUUUUAAGAAAAUAUUAAUACAUAAUUUAUGGGUGAGGUGUUUGUUUACAAUAUUUGACAGAUUCUUAUUCAAAGAAUGUGAUGCUUGGCACCAGUCUAUGCACACAAGGCAUGAGAAUGUAAGAUUUUUACAUUUAUUGAAUGUUUCUUGGCACUUAUUUCCCUCAUGCAUGUGGUUUACUUACUGUGGUAUUCUUUUUUUAUUGAAAUGUGAAUGUUCUUAACUACUGAGUCAUGACAAGUCACAGAAGUGAGACUAGUUAUGUUUGAAAUACCUAGAAGUCUUUCUUUCCCUCAACAUGUUGCUAAGUACAGAUGCACUCUUAUAGGUACCCUUCCAAAUUGUUUAUUUCAAAAUGUGUUUACAAUGACAAACGCUUUGUGUUAACUGUACAGCAUCCAAAAAAAUAAAUCCAAACUGAAACGAG